UCAUUUUCCUUGCAAUAUUUUCCUUAGCCAUAACCUAAUCCUCAUCUGAAACGUGUUCUCUCUCUCGCUCUCUCUCUCUACAACACAGAUCUGUUUCGCCCUCGACUCAGGCGAGGCACAACGAAACCGCCUGAUCUCUCGCUUUUCAUCUCUGGUUUUGUUGGAUAUGGAUGAACAAAAGAAAGUUUUCACAAAAGUUGAGCAACUUCGCCCUCAAGCUGAGGGACUUAAUCUCAUAGUAAAAGUUGUUAAUUCAAAGAUGAUACUGCCUAAGGGUCGUGCCAAUGGAAAUCAAGGACGCCAAAUGCGACUUGCUGAAUGCUUGGUAGGUGAUGAGACAGGAAUGAUUAUCUUCACUGCCAGAAAUGAUCAAGUGGACUUGAUGAAAGAGGGUGCUACAAUCAACCUGCACAAUGCGAAAAUUGACAUGUUCAAGGGAUCGAUGAAGCUUAUAGUGGACAGGUCAGGUCGUGUUGAAGUCACUGAGCCUGCAAAUUUCUCUGUGAAAGAAAAUAACAAUUUGUCCCUGAUCGAGUUUGAACGUGUGGACGUCGUUAUGUAGUGACUUGUAGCUGGUCUUUACUUUCCUACUGCCACAAUUCGACCUAACUUGUUUUCACAAUUGCAAAUUUGAAGGCAAUUAGUAGAGCUUUCCAUAUUUGGUUUGAGUAUUGUGGUUUUUGUGGGGACCUUAUGCUAAGAAAACAGUUUCUUGUUCGAAUUUACUUUUGUUUUGUUCAAUUUCUAUUUGUUUUUGGAGAGCCGUGUUGUUCUUUGAUUAUGUUUGAUUAAUGUCAUGAAAUUUAGUUGCUUUUAUCACAUGUUUAAUUUCAUCAA
This is a messenger RNA of Camellia sinensis, 837 nucleotides long. RefSeq lists its product as uncharacterized. The record is from RefSeq and is a predicted model, not a curated record. Lineage: Eukaryota; Viridiplantae; Streptophyta; Magnoliopsida; Ericales; Theaceae.